Messenger RNA from Melampsora larici-populina 98AG31, 1758 nucleotides. RefSeq lists its product as uncharacterized. The transcript has 14 exons. Gene Ontology annotation, cellular component: cytosol. The record is from RefSeq and is a predicted model, not a curated record. NCBI's taxonomy places the organism in Eukaryota, Fungi, Basidiomycota, Pucciniomycetes, Pucciniales, Melampsoraceae. Gene Ontology annotation, biological process: glutathione metabolic process. Gene Ontology annotation, molecular function: 5-oxoprolinase (ATP-hydrolyzing) activity. The coding region runs from base 1 to 1758 and encodes 585 amino acids.
AUGACUAUCUCUGAGGAGCAAUCAAGACCCGACCCAAUUCUCUUAUCGUUAUUUGCUAACAGGUUCAUGUCAGUAGCUGAGGCUAUGGGUAGAAGUCUUCAACAAACUUCAAUUAGUACGAACAUAAAGGAAAGACUCGAUUACUCCUGUGCUAUUUUUGCGCCCAAUGGUGACCUUGUUGCGAACGCUCCACAUCUUCCUGUUCAUCUUGGUUCCAUGUCAUUUGCAGUAAGAUACCAAAUUAAGCUUUUGAAAGGUCAACUUUAUCCUGGCGAUGUGAUCAUGGCCAAUCAUCCGAACGCAGGAGGUAGUCAUCUACCAGACAUCACUGUGAUCACACCAGUAUUCAAUGAUGACAAGCUAGUCUUCUUCACUGCCAGUAGAGCCCAUCAUGCCGAUAUAGGGGGAAUCUUACCAGGCUCUAUGCCACCCACCUCAACCAAUAUUUUUCAAGAAGGAGCACAAAUUAAAUCAUUUAAAAUCGUUUUUAAAGGAAUUUAUAAUAAAGAUGAAUUAUUUAAAUAUUUAGUUGAAGAACCUUCUAAGUUUGAAGGUUGUUCUGGUAGUAGAUGUUUUCGUGAUGUAGAAAGUGAUCUUAAAGCUCAAAUAGCUGCUAAUAAUAAAGGGGUGGGGUUGAUCAAUCUCUUGAUUAAAGAAUAUGGACUGAAGACCGUACAAGAUUAUAUGCUGCACAUUCGUGAUAAUGCAGAGUUAGCUGUGCGUAAUCUGUUAAAACAAGUAGCUAAGAAGCAAAACACAAGCAAACUACAUGCUCUUGAAUAUCUUGAUGAUGGUACUCCUUUGGAAAUCACCAUCACCAUCAAUGAGCAAGAUGGAUCUGCGGUAUUUGAUUUUGAAGGCACUGGUCCAGAAUUGAUAGGUAAUCUGAAUACUCCUAAAAGUGUUUCCUACUCAGCCAUCAUUUACUGUUUACGUGCUAUGGUGGAUGAUGAUAUCCCACUCAAUCAAGGAUGUUUAAAUCCAAUAGAAGUCAAAAUCCCAAUCGGAUGUUUCUUAGAUCCAUCAGAUACUGCAGCAGUAGUAGGUGGAAAUGUAGAAUCAAGUCAAGUGAUCACUGGUUUGAUUCUCAAAGCCUUUAAUGCUUGUGCUGCUAGUCAAAGUACUUGUAAUAAUUUAACGUUUGGCAGUGGUGGUAAAGAUUCUAAUGGAAAUCAUGUUGCUGGAUGGGGAUACUAUGAGACUAUUGCUGGUGGUAGUGGUGCAGGUCCUGGUUGGAAUGGUACUAGUGGGGUACACACUCAUAUGACCAAUACACGUAUCACUGAUCCCGAGAUUCUUGAAAGACGUUAUCCGGUAUUAUUACAUCAGUUUUCUCUCAGAGAAGGCUCUGGGGGUGCUGGAUUCUAUACUGGAGGUGAAGGAGUGAUAAGAGAAUUGGAAUUCUUGGAGCCAAUUCAAUGCUCGAUCUUAUCAGAAAGAAGAGUUCAAAGACCUUACGGUUUAGAGGGAGGUCAAUCAGGAAAAGUAGGACAAAAUCUAUGGAUUAAAAAAACAAGAGAAUCAGAUGGAGAUUUGAAUCUAAAUAAACCAAAUCAAGAUAGAAUAAUUUCAUUAGGUGGUAAACAAACUAUUAAAAUGGGAACAAAUGAUCGAAUCAAAAUUAUCACUCCUGGUGGUGGUGGUUGGGGAAACGAAAAUGAUAGGUCAGUUCAAGGUCAUCAAAUGAAUGAUAAGAGUCGGGUUGACUUUUUGAGAGGUAGUCUUCAAGAUAGAAAAAAUACUGCUGAAGGUGCUUGA